AUGGCGACAGAGAGAGCAGAAUACAGAUUUAGCCUGGUCAUCGUGGGAGCAGGAGCAGCAGGAUGUGUCCUCGCCAGUCGAAUCUCGGAAGCUCGUCCAGACACCCAAAUCCUUCUAAUCGAAGCAGGUGUCGGACGUGAUGAGCGUGUCAUCCCCGCUGCGGGAUAUCUCCCCGGCAUGGGAUCAGAUAUCGAAUGGAAUUAUCGCUCAGAGCCGCAGACAAGCUUUGCAGAUGAGGAUGUUUCUCUAACGUCCGGGAAGAUAGUCGGUGGGAGCUCUGCGGUGAAUUUCCAGUGCUUUACGCGUGGUCCUUCGGUUAAUUACAACCAAUGGGCCGAUUUAGUCGGGGAUGAGAGAUGGUCGUGGAAGAAUCUGCUGCCGUAUUUCAAGAAGAGUGAGGCGUGGACGCCGUCGCAGGCUAUGAUUGAAGAGGAUACCCCGACUGAGGAUUUGCAUGGUGCGAAUGGGCCUAUCAAGGUCACGCAUGUUACCAACAGCGGAAAACCACGCAAAUAUCCCCUGCGGAACAAGAUACAGGAGUUUCACGAGAUCCUCGGGCAGCAAAAGAUAGUAGACUUGAAUGGAGGAUUUCCACGCGGAUAUGCUGAAUGUGCUUCUUCUCAUUUCAACGGGUUUAGAAGUUUCGCAACGAGCUAUAAACUCGGUGAUAAUGUGACUGUCUGGACUGAGAGUGUUGUUGAACAGGUUAUAAUGAAUGGCAAGAAAGCCGAAGGAGUGUUGGUUACUCGAGUGGGAGAGAAAGGAGAGCGUGUUCGUGCCAUGGCAGAUAAAGAGGUUAUUCUGUCUGCUGGGACUCAGGCUUCGCCUAAGAUUUUGAUGUUGAGUGGCGUUGGCCCUAAGAGUGAACUGGAUCGACACAACAUCCCCCAGAUCGCCAAUCUCCCCGUUGGAGAAAACUAUGCAGAGCAUCCCACUCUCUCAAUGUACUGGACUGUUGGCGAAGCCAACGCCACACUCGGCGGUGCAGAACCACAAACCCCAGAGUGUGACUGGCUUGCAGGCAUUCCCUUUGACUGGCAGAGUUUCUCACCGGCAGACGAAAGCACUCGUGCCAAAGCGAAAGAAGAGCUGAGUGCGCCUGAUUAUCAACAGUAUAUCGCCGAUGGAAAAGUGCAGAUGGAGGUGUUUGUCAACCCUAUCCCAGGCUGGCCGGGAAAACGAACAAUCAGUCUGGUGAAUGUCCUGGUUGACCCUCUUUCUCGAGGAACCAUCAAGCUCCGCUCCAGCAACCCCUUCGAUGCACCUAUUCUCGAUCCCAAGCUCCUCUCCUCCCCAGUCGACCGAUCUGCGUUCUACGAAAGCGUCCGAACAACCGCGGCUGCGAUCCAAAAAGUCCACAGUCUAGGGGCAGUGGAAUUCGGCGUUGACGAAGACCUCCGCAAGGACUGGUCUGACAAGGCGGUUGAGACGCGUAUCAAACGCAGCGGGGGGACGGUGUAUCAUCCAUCUGGGACGUGUGCGAUGGGUAGUGUGGUCGAUACAGAAUGCCGGGUGUUGGGGAUUGAGGCGUUGAGGGUUGUCGAUGCGAGUGUGUUUACGAUUCCUCUGGCGGCGCAUUACCAGGCGCCGACGUAUGCGAUUGCUGAGCAGAUGGCGGAUAUUAUUCUGGAUUCAUUUUGA
This is a messenger RNA of Aspergillus wentii DTO 134E9, 1641 nucleotides long. Its product is annotated as GMC family oxidoreductase. The record is from RefSeq and is a predicted model, not a curated record. The transcript has 6 exons. NCBI's taxonomy places the organism in Eukaryota, Fungi, Ascomycota, Eurotiomycetes, Eurotiales, Aspergillaceae. Gene Ontology annotation, molecular function: oxidoreductase activity, acting on CH-OH group of donors; flavin adenine dinucleotide binding. The coding region runs from base 1 to 1641 and encodes 546 amino acids.